GGCGAAUUUACUUUACGGAAAGACUGUAUAACGUCAAAACAUGGAGCAUUAUACCAAAACCCAGCCACAGCAUCGGCGAGUCGCUACUGAGUAUGCAUAAACCUAUUAAUGCUCCUAAUCGCUGGUAGUUUUUGCGCCAUUCAGUGGCAAUGACUGCAUGUAUGAUUUAUUGGAACGAGCAUACAAAAAUAAGUUCCCAGUUCCGCCACAAUGUUUAACAGAAGAGUACAGCUUCGAAACACGUAAACAAGAAACAGUCCUCACUGGGUCAACUAACUUCAAAGACAGUUAUGGGAGCAUUGUGUGGCAAGACAAGCUGUGGAAAACCUUGUUUAAUAUUAAGCAUGUUAAAAACAAGCGUCGUAAGCCCAAUGAAGAAUAUAAAGAUACUAAUAUCGAGCUCGACUAUGGCUGGAAAACGGAUGGGUACAUGGUCGCAGUCUUGUUUAAAAGAAAAACUGUUGGUAAAUAG
Molecule: messenger RNA, 472 nt
Organism: Rhizopus microsporus ATCC 52813
Lineage: Eukaryota; Fungi; Mucoromycota; Mucoromycetes; Mucorales; Rhizopodaceae
Exons: 3
Coding region: 158-472 (104 amino acids)
Source: RefSeq, a predicted model, not a curated record